UUCCGUUGAUAUCUGCGUCCACUCCACAUCGGUCAUCUGAUUCUCAGUCACCAUGUGGUCUCCGCUGUUUCUCUGCGUCCUCCUCGGAGGGGCAGUCUUGGCCGAUCAUCACCAGCAACAACAAGGAGAAAAGCAAUACAAUGCGUGGAAGAGUGGAAGCGAGUACAAGUACCAGGUGCACGGUCGCACCCUGGCGGCGCUUCACCAGGUCGCCGAUCAGUACAGUGGUAUUUUCAUGAAAGCUCAACUUGUUGUCCAACCGAAAUCCGACGGUACUCUGUGGGCUCAAAUCUCUAGGCCUCAGUACGCCCAGGUCCAUGCGGAACUACCGGGUGGUUGGGAUGCCGAUAUACCGGGGGAAAAGCUCAGCUUCAAGCAGCUUCCUCUGAGCGGAAAGCCCUUCGAGAUCAAGCUGAAGAACGGAGCGAUCGAUGACCUGAUGGUAGACCGCAGUCUCCCCAAGUGGGAGGUGAACGUAUUGAAAAGUAUCGUCAGUCAGUUUCAAGUCGACGUUCAAGGUGAAAACCAAAUGAAUUCGAAGUACAACCAGGAACCUGAAGGAGACAAGGCCUACGCAACGUUCAAGGUGAUGGAGGAUUCGGUGACUGGAAAGUGCGAGGUGUUCUACGACAUUUCGCCUCUUCCCGACUACAUUCUUCAGAGCAAACCUGAAUUAGCUCCGCUGCCUCAGCUCCGCGGUGACGGACAAAUGAUCGAUGUUGUCAAGAGCAAGAACUUUAGUCACUGUCAUCAGAAUCCGACUCGCAGCUACGGUUUGGAGUGGAUGAACGACUGGGAACCCGGCACUGUCAACGGACGUUUCUUCUCGAAAUCUUCAAUGAGUCGCAUCAUUCUUUCCGGAAGUCUCGGUCGCCAUACAAUUCAAUCCUCUGUCACGACGAACAAAAUUGUCUUGAGCCCAGAACUUCACAAUGAGCAAAAGGGCAUGGUAAUAAGCAGACUGAACAUCACUCUGGUCGAGGUUGGCUCAGCGUCAAGCAGCAUUUCAUCACCUUCUAACCUCAAGUCUACCGGAAAUCUGGUCUACCGUUAUGCCUCGAGUGCUUCUCAAAGUGGCAACGAGAACGACGAAGAAGACGACUCUAGCAGCUCCAGCUCCAGCUCCAGUUCUGAUUCUGACUCCAGUUCAAGUUUCGAUUCGGAUUCUGACUCGAGUUCAAGCAGCUCCAGUGACGAGGAACAGUACAAAAAACGCAAACCACGCAGCGCUCACAGAGGCUACGAUAACGACGACAGCCAGGAGGAUGAUCUUGAAAAGAGCCCUCAGAGCAGUAAUGAUGGCGACAUACAAUCGGUGCUGGCCAGCGUGGUGAGGAAGGAACUCCCUAAGCUUGCCAAGCAGAUAGCAGAGGAGCUUCAGCGUCCCAGCAAUAUCCCCAAGGAACAAACCCUCGAUAAAUUUGACAACCUUGUUAAAAUGGUUCGUUUCCUGAGCGCGAAGGAGAUCAACCAAAUGCAUCAGAAUCUCUAUCAACCCUACGAGAAAACCGACUCCAACAGCCAGAGUGAAAGUGUACGCAGAAACGCCUGGGUGGCGUUCCGCGAUGCUGUAGUAGAGGCUGGAACUGGACCAGCUCUUUUGAACUUGAAGCAGUGGAUCAAACAGCGAAAAAUGAGCGAUUACGAGGCUGCAGCAGCCGUGGCUGCCCUGCCGAAAGCAGUUCACUACCCAACUCCUGCCUACAUUGACGCCUUUUUCUCAUUGGCCACGGAUCAGCAAGUGGUCGAUCAGCUCUACCUGAACACUUCUGCCAUCCUCGCUUUCACUGAACUGGUCCGUUUAACUCAGGCCAGCAACAGCUCAGCUCACUACCGCUACCCAGUUUACAAUCUUGCCAGCCUUUCAUCGAAGGAUCAAUCACCUGUCACCCGCAAGUAUCUUCCUUACUUGUCCCAGAAGCUGCAAUCCGCCAUCAGCAGAGCAGACAGUCCAAAGAUUUUAACGUACAUCAGAGCUUUGGGCAAUUUGGGUCACCCUCAGAUACUCGCCACGUUCGAACCUUACUUGGAAGGUAAAAGAGACGCUUCAGACUUCCAGCGUUUGUCAAUGGUUGGUGCCAUGGACAAGCUGGCAUUUAUGCAUCCCAAGGUUGCCCGCUCUGUGCUCUUCAAGAUCUACCAGAACACUGGCGAAGCUCACGAAGUGCGCUGCGCCGCCGUGUUCCAGUUGAUGAAGACCAAUCCACCUGCAAGCAUGCUUCAAAGGAUGGCGCAGUUCACAAACUGGGAUGUAAACAAGCAAGUGAACUCCGCGGUUAAGACUGCCAUUGAGAGUGCAGCAGAACUUGACGACGAACAGAAUUUGGAACUUGCAUCCAACGCUCGCGCGGCCAAAGAUUUGCUUAAUCCGAAAAUUUACGGAAUCCACUACAGCCAGGGCUACUUGAGAGACCAUGUUGUUGAGGAAAUGAAUCUUGCCUACAAAUUGUUCGCCAAUUUCAUCGGCAGCGAAGACAGCGUCUUGCCACAGGCAAUCUUCAUGAAUCUGAAGACUAACCGGGGUGGUUACAACAAUUCUCCACUUGAAAUGGGAGCCAUGGUCUCGAGCGUUAACGACCUGAGCAACUUCAUAAGUCAGCAAUUUUCAUUCGGUGACGAUAGUAGGAGUCGUAAUCAAAAACAAUCGCGUGGAGAGGGUAGAUGGAGUCCGGAAAACAUUGCCAACAUAUUAAACAUUGAGUCAGACGAUGCGGAACAGCUGGAGGGUCGGCUUUGGCUCAACAUCUUGGGAUCGCAGAGCCACUUUGCUUUCGAUAAUCACACCAUCGAGCAAAUCCCCAGAAUGAUUAGGAAUGCAGCUCAGGCCGCGAAAGAGGGCAAGAGUUUCAACAGGACACAAUUCUCGGACAACGAAAUAUUCGUGACAACCCCCACUGCGACGGGAUUCCCCUUCGUAUACUCCCUGAGGAGACCAACCCUCUUCAAAAUCGGUGGUGAAGUUCAGGCGCGCAGUAAUCCCGACUUGGCUCAUGGUUCAUCAGACGAACUGCAGAUCCCAUCGACCGCCAACGUUACCUCAGACAUCCAUUUCGUUUAUUCCACACACAUCCACUCCCGAAUUCAAUUCAUCACGCCGUUUGAUUAUCAUUCGUACGAAACUGGUAUUACCAAGAAUUUCCAAGUCAACAUUCCUCUUCGCAUUCGCGCAGAUCUUGACGCGGAGAAUCAGCAUGUCCGGGUGGAACUUCAGCCUAUUCAGAAAGACCGUGACUACAACUUGUUCCACUACAGCACCAAGCCUUACACCUCUAAGAAUGAUAUUCGUGACAUUGCCCCUGUCGUCCUCCAAGAUAAUACGCAGCCCAUCGGCACCGGAGAACGAAUCCAGAACGAGUACGAGUUCGGUAAGAAGAGUACCGGAAUGGCUUUCCGUCUAAAGGCAUCAUCGGAGCGAAGUUCUCGGCAGCCAAUGUGCGCCUGGCUUCAGGAGCAAAUGGCACCUCACGAUGCCUUGUCAGGUUUCGUUUUCCCAUUCGCCCAGCAAACCAUCGAACAAACGAGAUACGAUUUGAUUUGGGACUCCAGCAGUAGCAGUUCAAAGUCUGUUGUCGUAACGGCUUCCUGGGACAGCCAGAGAUCCGACGAAAGCAGCAAUUCCAAAAACUCAUCACCCGACAUCCCUCAGCCAUCCAGCAAGAAGCCCGACAGCCAAGAACGCCAAGACGAAUUGCAGGGCCAGGUAGCUUCGGGUAUCAACGACGCCGACGUCGCCUCCAUCGACGUUGGAGUGCACUUCCAAGGCCAGACCGACGCACAAUACGCAAUGACAGCCGCAGUGGCGAGCAGCAACACCGACGACAACUCUCGCUUCCUCUUCUACUACUACAAGAAGUCAGCCGAUCAAAAAAGGUACGAAGUUUGUCUGCGCGCCGAGUCUGAGAUGCCGAAUGUGCCCGAACUCGACUUCACAAAAGCCCUGAGGGCCGACCCAAAAAGCAAGGUCGAGCUUGCCGUCAAUUUUGGAGAACAGUGCCAGUCUGGCGGCAGUGUUCAGGUUAAAGGAAAGUGGGAGCAGAGCGCCGAACUGAGGAAUUAUCUCCGCCAGCAUCCAUUGGCUAAGCAGUGCGCCGGGCAGAUAGAAAAGGGCGACUACGCUCUGCCUGCAUGUCGCAACAUGACAACCCGUGCCAACCAUAUGGACGAAGCUCACUUCACCAUCGAGUACAAGAAUGUUCCUCGAUCGGCGCAGAACGCGACUAUCAGUGUCUACAGGGCCGCCCAGUUCAUGGCCUAUGAAAACGCCUAUGAGAACACGGUUGACCCGAAGGAUCAGGAAAAGGGUAGAAUCGACAUCGACCUUGAAUUUUCCGAGGACUUCGACUUCAUGAACGUCUCCAUCAACGCUCCCGCCAUGGACGCCAACUUCACCGAUAUUGAGAUCAGCUCUUGGGCUCAACCUCUGUUUGCUGUUCACCCUGUUCAAUCCGCUGCCCAGCGAUUGGGAAGAAGGGCUAUGUAUGGACAGUACAAUCCUGUCUGUGUUUUGGACAACAACCACGCCAACACCUUCGACAACAGAACCUACCCAAUCGAACUUGGCAAAUGCUGGCACGUAAUGAUGAGCACUGUACCUGAGGAAGAUCCUGACAACUACAACAAAGAUUUGGACAUCCCAGAAGACAUGCAAGUAUCCGUGAUUGCUCGUGACGUCAGCAACGAUGAAAAGGAGAUCAAGAUUACCUUGGGUGAUGACGAAAUCACUUUCUCCCCGUCGAAAUCAGGAGCCGAGGUUCAGGUAAACGGAAAACAGAUCAAAAUCUCCGAGGAUGAUUCCUACGCCGAGAAGAAUGAUGAAGAAGACGAAGUCGUCUGGGAAAUCUUCGCACUUCCCGACGGUUCCGCCAAGCUCAGUUCUUACGAGUUCGGUAUCGACGCAGUCUACGAUGGAUCCCGCGUCAAGAUUUCGGCUGGUCAGAAGUACCGCGGAUCCGUUCGCGGUCUGUGCGGUAACUUCAAUGGCGAAAGUUCCGACGACUUCACAACGCCGCAAAACUGCGUCCUCAAGAACCCCGAGGAAUUCUCUGCCAGCUACGCGCUGACAGGUCAACAGUGCAACGGUCCUGCAUUGCAGAACUCUCAGAAGGCCCAGAACGCUUAUUGUCCACGCAAGAUGAAUCUCUUCGGCAAUGUGGUCAGCGAGCAGGAGGCUGGACGACCUAAGCCUUACAACAGCAAAUUUGGAGGCAGAAAUGACAAGAAACAAAGUCAGUAUCAGCACGGAUCUUCCGGCGGUCGGCAGCCAGGCAAAAGUUCAGCGUUCUGUUACACCCAUAAGACGGAGUUGAUCCAUGAGAAUGGAAAGACCUGCUUCUCCUUGAGACCAGUGCCAACUUGUGCCUCCGGAUGUCGUCCCCAGGGUCAGAGGGAGAAGGAGGUCCAGAUGCACUGCGUUGACAAUAACCAAGCUGCGUCCAAGAUGGCUGACCAAAUUCGCAACGGUCACAGCCACGAUUUCAGUAGGAAAUCCGUAUCCAAGACCAUCAGGAUGUCUAUCCCUAUUUCCUGCUCUGCCUAGGAUGAUCGUUCAUGAAUUUUAUGACGAUAUAUAGUAAUAUGUUAGUCUUUAUUUAGAUGUGAAAUACUGUGAUUUUAACUGAAAUUUUUUCUAUUUAAAUUCUGGAUUAUUACUGUUAGUGCGAUUUCAAUAGAUAUUUUCAAAUAAAAUCACAACUUUCUUGCUUA
This is a messenger RNA of Diprion similis, 5703 nucleotides long. It is a transcript of the gene Vg, whose product is annotated as vitellogenin-like. The record is from RefSeq and is a predicted model, not a curated record. Gene Ontology annotation, biological process: lipid transport. The coding region runs from base 53 to 5536 and encodes 1827 amino acids. The transcript has 7 exons. NCBI's taxonomy places the organism in Eukaryota, Metazoa, Arthropoda, Insecta, Hymenoptera, Diprionidae. Gene Ontology annotation, molecular function: lipid carrier activity.